AUGUUGAUUGAUCAGAGCGCAGAACGAGAAGCUAAUGUUCGCAACCUGAAGUACGGAAGAUAUUUCCAAAAAGGCAUAUCUUCCGUUUGGGCAGCAGAUGCUUCAAUGCUAACAGGACAUGAGUGUGGUCCUAAUAUGGUAUUCACCACUGUCGAUUAUUCUCACCAAGUCCUUAAAGGCUCUAAUUCUUCCGAACCAAAUGUCAUACAAGUUUGCAUCCAGCAAUGCCAAUGUGCUAAUCCUGAUUUCACAGAAAAAAAUGGAAUCUGUGUUAAAAAUACAAUUGCAACAGUUUCAUUGACCAAAACCCCAAUUUCUUAUCAAAAAUCCUAUAAGAAGCAGGAACAUGGCGAAAUUGUUGACUUCUUAUGCAGACUGCCUGGACAUAAAUGUGGUCCUGACAUGAAAUAUGUCACUGUACAAUUUGAUAGAAAUGAACCACGUUUUUCUUUUCUAAAAGUACUACCCAAGAGAGUUUGUAUCAUCCGAUGUGAGCAUAUCAAUCCAAAAAGUAUGAAAGAAAGUGAAGAUACUACGACAGUUUCUGCGAAGAAAGUGUUAUCUUCCAUUCAAAGUGUAAUUGGUAAAACAAUUCAUGACGCUAAAUGUAGGCUAACAGGACGUGAGUGUGGUCCUAAUAUGGUUUUCGCUACUGUCGACCAUUUUCACCAAGUCCUUAAAGGCUCUAGUUCCUCCGAACCAAAUGUCAUACAAAUUUGCAUCCAGCGAUGCCAAUGUGCUAAUUCUGAUUUCACAGAAAAAGAUGGAAGUUGUCUUAAAAAUAUAACAAAUACAACAGUUUCACCGACCAAAGCCCCAAUUUCUUAUCAAAAAUCCUAUAAAAAGCAGGAACAUGGCGGUGAAAUUGUUGACUUCAAAUGCAGAUUACCUGGACAUAAAUGUGGCGCUAACAUGAAAUAUAUCACUGUACAAUUUGAUAGAAAAGAACUGCGUCACUUUUUACAACCAGUCAGGGGGAAAACUUGUAUUGUUAGAUGCGUUUUUAUCAAAGCUCAAAUAGUGUGA
This is a messenger RNA of Dracunculus medinensis (Guinea worm), 1026 nucleotides long. The record is from the annotation of a GenBank genome assembly. NCBI's taxonomy places the organism in Eukaryota, Metazoa, Nematoda, Chromadorea, Rhabditida, Dracunculidae.